GCCCGAGAAAUAAACCAAACAAAACCAAGGCGGUCAUCCUUCCUUUCGUUUGACAUACACAAACAAUACUAAGUAGGCAAAGAGGAAGAAUCAUGAAUUAAUUAAGCAUAGUUGUGAGUGAACCGAGCGAUCAGAACUAAAAUGGAGAUCAUAGAGACAACUACUCUGCAGCAGCAAUCAAUGUCGUCUAAGUUCAAGAGGAUUUGUGUUUUUUGUGGGAGUAGUCAAGGCAAGAAGACUAGCUAUCAAGUUGCUGCUAUUGACCUUGGCAACGAAUUGGUCUCAAGGAAUAUUGAUCUGGUCUAUGGAGGAGGUAGCAUAGGUUUGAUGGGUUUGGUUUCACAAGCUGUUCAUGAUGGUGGUCGUCAUGUUAUUGGAGUUAUUCCCAAGACGCUCAUGCCUCGAGAGCUGACUGGUGAAACAGUAGGAGAAGUGAAGGCAGUUGCAGAUAUGCAUCAAAGGAAGGCAGAGAUGGCUAAGCAUUCUGAUGCUUUUAUUGCCUUACCAGGUGGUUAUGGAACGCUGGAAGAGUUACUUGAAGUCAUAACCUGGGCUCAACUCGGAAUUCAUGACAAACCGGUUGGAUUGCUUAAUGUUGAUGGAUACUACAAUUCCUUACUCUCGUUUAUUGACAAAGCUGUGGAAGAGGGAUUUAUUAAUCCCAGUGCACGCAACAUUAUCGUUUCUGCACCAACAGCAAAAGAGCUGGUGAAGAAACUGGAGGAGUACGUCCCCUGUCAUGAAAGAGUUGCGUCAAAGUUGAGCUGGGAAAUUGAGCAACUUGGCUGCUCUCAAAAUCAUGAUAUCUCUAGGUGAUUUGCGGAAGAUUGCACUAAAGGAGUAGAUGGGAGUUUGGAAGUAAAAGUAGCCCAUUUUGGACAAUCACUAUUGAAAUUUCCGUUGUGGGAAAUUCUUUUUGUAAAUUAUUGCAAUUAAUCUCAAUAUGUUUAAGCUUCUUAAGAGCCCUUCUAGUGAAUUUGGUGUUUCUGUUAAGCUGUAAUUAAGUACUAGAUGCUUAUGAAAAUUCCCAUUUUAAAUGUCGAGUAAUUUAUGUUCCAAGUGUUAACUAUC
This is a messenger RNA of Populus trichocarpa (black cottonwood), 1071 nucleotides long. RefSeq names its product cytokinin riboside 5'-monophosphate phosphoribohydrolase LOG3. Gene Ontology annotation, cellular component: nucleus; cytosol. Gene Ontology annotation, biological process: cytokinin biosynthetic process. The coding region runs from base 142 to 816 and encodes 224 amino acids. The transcript has 7 exons. Lineage: Eukaryota; Viridiplantae; Streptophyta; Magnoliopsida; Malpighiales; Salicaceae. Gene Ontology annotation, molecular function: hydrolase activity, hydrolyzing N-glycosyl compounds. The record is from RefSeq and is a predicted model, not a curated record.